AUGGCAGAUAGUGUCAACAGUCUACCACAGCACUUUGGAACCCAAGCUUCUCCGUCUCAACCACCACGGAAUACAGCAACAACAUAUGAAGAUACAGCGCCGACUACUGCAGGACAGAGCGACGCAGACAGUCAUUAUAUCCCUCGCCCCAAGCGCAUCGCAUGCGUACUUUGCCGAAGGAGAAAGUUACGAUGCGACGGAAAGCGACCCAGUUGCGGGACAUGCUCUCGGUUGGGCCAUGAAUGCAUUUUCGAUGAAGUGCGCAAGAAAAGCGGUCCGAAACGGGGUUAUGUGAAGCAGCUAGAAAAACGACUGGCCCAGGUCGAAACUCUACUCAAAAGUCAGGAAACAAGAAUACGAUCAGCCCACGGGCCCGGUUCUAUCGUCCCAGCGAUAAACGAUUCGCCUGAUACGCCGGGCGGGUUCCCUCAGGAUAAUGCUUCUAUGUCAUCCCCCGAAGGAGCGGCCGACCCUGCCCGUUCGGGACAAGUGUUCCAGCAGGCAAGAGCAAGCAGUAGGACCGGGUUUGAAGGAGAGUUGAUAAGCCUGGGGUUGCAGGAACCUCUCCCCAUGCGGGAGGUUAUUGAUGAGCUGACUACGAUAUACUUCGAGAAGAUACAUCCCGGAAUGCCCAUGAUACACCGUCCAAGGUAUCUGGCGGCUACAAAUCUCCCUCUCUCCUCACGGCCUCCUAUAUGCCUGCAGUAUAUGAUGUGGUGUCAUGCAGCGUCUGUUAGCGACAAACAUUCCAAUCUGCAACUUAUUUUCUAUCAGCGGGCUCGCAAAUAUGCCGAACUGGACGAGAUGAAAGGGUUCGGGGAGAGUAUGGUGACUUUGGCACAUUGUCAAACCUGGGUGCUUAUCACCACAUACGAAUUCAAGAUGAUGUUCUUCCCUCGAGCAUGGCUAAGUGCCGGGAAGUCCGCCAGACUGGCGAUAAUGAUGGGGUUGAAUCGUCUAGAUGGACAAGGUAUCGAUGUUAAACAGACCCUGUUACCUCCCAAAGAUUGGACUGAGAAAGAAGAACGAAGGAGGGUGUUUUGGAUGGCAUUCUGCAUUGAUCGGUACGCAAGCGUUGGCACUGGAUGGCCUGUCACGAUCGACGAAAGAGAUAUAUCCGCGUACCUUCCUGCCUCCGAGGAAUCUUUCAUUUCAAACAAACCCCAGCAAUCUAUACGUCUUCCAGAUGCUCUGACCGGCGGGGACAUCUCUUUGUUAUCUCCAUUUGGUGGCGUGGUAAUUCUAGCGUGCAUGUUCGGCAGAAAUAUACCACAUCUGCAUCGACCUGAUCCGGGAGACAACGACCAUGAUCUCACUGGAGGGUACUGGCAGCGACACCGGGCCCUUGACAAUAUCUUGCUUCAUUUUGCUCUGUCCAUGCCGAGCCAUCUUCGACUGACAGUCGCGACAACCGACCCAAAUGUGAUUUUCUGCAACAUGGGCAUCCACUCAGCAACCAUCUGCCUGCAUCAGGCUGCUAUCUUUAAAGCUGAGAAGAAUAGAAUGCCGGAGCAGAUCGCAACCGAGUGCAAGCGAAGGUGUAUACUAGCUGCCGAUCAGAUCUCCAACAUAAUGAAGAUGAUUAGCCAUCUGGACUUGAGCAUCAUGAACCCUUUCAUGGCUUUCUGCGUCUACGUGGCCGCACGUGUAUUCAUUCAAUAUCUCAAGUUUCGCCCCGACGACUCGGCAGCUCGUUCAUCCCUCCAAUUCGCUUUAACUGCCCUUCAAGCCCUGAAGGAUAAGAAUCCACUAGCUGAAUCAUUCAUCGCCCAACUUGAUCUUGACAUCGGAGGGACAGCCUUUGGCGAUGUUCGGGAUUCCAACAAGGCGUGUUUCACUCGUUUAGCUAGCGUGAGAUCAUCCUUUCCCAUACAGAGAAGCUGCUAA
Molecule: messenger RNA, 1887 nt
Organism: Aspergillus ibericus CBS 121593
Lineage: Eukaryota; Fungi; Ascomycota; Eurotiomycetes; Eurotiales; Aspergillaceae
Product: putative C6 transcription factor Prf
Exons: 5
Coding region: 1-1887 (628 amino acids)
Biological process (GO): DNA-templated transcription; regulation of DNA-templated transcription
Cellular component (GO): nucleus
Molecular function (GO): DNA-binding transcription factor activity, RNA polymerase II-specific; zinc ion binding; DNA binding
Source: RefSeq, a predicted model, not a curated record